Messenger RNA from Camelina sativa (false flax), 1519 nucleotides. Its product is annotated as UDP-glycosyltransferase 76E6-like. Lineage: Eukaryota; Viridiplantae; Streptophyta; Magnoliopsida; Brassicales; Brassicaceae. The record is from RefSeq and is a predicted model, not a curated record. Gene Ontology annotation, molecular function: quercetin 3-O-glucosyltransferase activity; quercetin 7-O-glucosyltransferase activity.
AGGUUAAGCAAUGGAGAAAACGGAAGUGAAGAGAAGGAUAGUGUUAGUUCCAGUUCCAGCACAAGGCCAUAUAACCCCAAUGAUGCAACUUGGGAAAGCUCUUAAUAUGAAUGGCUUCUCAAUUACAGUUGUUGAGGGACAGUUCAAUAAAGUAAGUUCACCUUCUCAACAUUUCCCUGAUUUUCAGUUUGUUACCAUACCAGAGAGCUUACCAGAGUCUGAGCUCGAGAGACUCGGACCACUCGAGUUUCUUUUAAAGCUAAACAAAACAAGCGAGACAAGCUUCACGGACUGUAUACGUCAGUUGUUGUUACAACAAGGUAAUGAUAUAGCAUGUAUCAUCUACGAUGAGUUCAUGUACUUCUGUGGAGCUGCAGCUAAGGAGUUCAAGAUUCCAAGUUUCAUCUUCAGUACUUCAAGUGCUACCAAUCAAGUUUCCCGUUGCAUUUUAAGCAAACUCAAUGCCGAGAAGUUCUUGAUCGACAUGGAAGAUCCCAUAGUGCAAGAUAAGAUGGUGGAAAAUUUGCAUCCAUUAAGAUAUAAAGAUCUCCCAACUUCAGGAGUUGGGCCACUAGAUAUAUUAUUUGAGCUUUGUAGGGAAAUAGUCAACAAAAGAACAGCUUCAGCUGUUAUCAUCAACACGGUGAGCUGCCUAGAGAGCUCAUCUUUGGCACGACUGGAGAAAGAACUUUGGAUUCCGGUGUACCCGUUAGGCCCUCUUCACCUUAAAUCUUCAGCAAUUUCUGGUUUACUGGAAGAGGACAGGAGCUGCAUUGAGUGGUUGAACAAGCAGGAACCAAGGUCAGUCAUUUACAUAAGCUUGGGAAGCAUAGUUCAAAUGGAAACCAAAGAAGUGUUGGAGAUGGCUUGGGGUUUAUCUAGUAGCAACCAGCCAUUCUUAUGGGUCAUCCGGCCUGGCUCUAUCAAAGGGUCUAAAUGGAUAGAGUCAUUUCCAGAAGAAGUCAGUAAGAUGGUCUCUGACAGAGGGUACAUUGUGAAAUGGGCACCUCAGAUAGAAGUACUUGGACAUCCUGCAGUGGGAGGAUUCUGGAGCCACUGUGGAUGGAACUCAACGCUUGAGAGCAUUGUGGAAGGAGUUCCGAUGAUCUGCAUGCCUUUCGACGGGGAGCAAAAGUUAAACGCACUGUGUUUAGAGAGUGUUUGGGGAAUAGGGUUUCAGGUGCAAGGUAAGGUGGAAAGAGGAGGGGUCGAGAGAGCUGUGAAGAGGUUAAUUGUCGAAGAAGAAGGUGCAGACAUGAGGGAGAGAGCCCUUGUGUUAAAAGAGAAGGUCAAAGCCUCUGUAAGAAGUGGAGGCUCCUCAUACAAAGCACUGAAAGAUAUUGUCAACUACUUGGAGACAGAGUAAAGAACAGAGUGAAGAAGCUGAAUUUCAUUAUUAUAAGAGAGCUUUGAGUUUAGUAGAUCAAGCUUGUUCUUCAAAAUUUCAAAAUGUUAGAAUUUGUAAUCUAUAUGCCGUUUUUGGAGGCCAUCAUGCAAGGAAAAAAAAAUAAACGAUGAA